Chaetomium globosum CBS 148.51 is the source of this 729-nucleotide messenger RNA. RefSeq lists its product as uncharacterized. Lineage: Eukaryota; Fungi; Ascomycota; Sordariomycetes; Sordariales; Chaetomiaceae. Bases 1 to 729 code for a protein of 242 amino acids. The transcript is spliced from 5 exons. The record is from RefSeq and is a predicted model, not a curated record.
AUGCAGACCGGAAAUGCAAUAUUGUCAGGUCCAUUGCGCGAUGGAUUUGGACGGGGAAGCCGAGACAUCAAGGCAGCCUCAGAGUUGACCGCUGCCGUAUUCGUUCAGAAUCAGAAACAUGCAUCCCUGACGAACAAUGGCCUCAUCCUCGAUCCCAGCCACCAGAAAGGCUCUCUGGAAGUGAAGCUCAAACCACCACCAGCAACUGAAGCAUCGAGGGGUGAACGAACAUUUCAGCCUCAGUCGGCGUCGCGUCGCCCGCGAGCUCCGCACGUGUUCGGGGCCCGCUCCGGCCCAAUGCCUGGAUUCGCUUUUCUAGACAGGGGUGUUGGGUGCCGGGAUUGGCGGGCCUUGUCCCUGGUUCACCGGUCGACCACGGCCCCUCCCAACACCAUGGAUCAAGAAGGGCGCUGUCAUUCCAGAUGUCGGCGAAGACCCCGCUCCGAGAGACGGCGAGGAUCUCAGAACGGCAACCACUCCCGGGCCUUGACCUCCUCACUCCCGGGCGUCCACCUCCUCACUCCCGGCCCGCGCCUCACGGGACUUGAGGUCGGCUCGGAGGGCGGCCCAGGUUUCUCAUUUGUCAAUGGCCCGCACUGCUCGGCACGGCUCAACGAUGUUGGCAGGCAGCCCCUUCUCGUUGAUCGCACGGCCAUGGCUGCGGGAGUCAAGCACGAGGAUCGAAGCGGCCACCACGAACCAACGCCUAUUCUUCGCCAAGUUCGUUAA